UUGAGAUGAAAUUUAUACUUCCAAUUUCUAUGGACUACAAAGGUAUUUUUCCUAUUUAAAAAAAUGUGAGCUGGCGGUUCAACAUCCGAACUCUUCGUUGCAUGGCUUAAAACCAUUGGUCUCGCAAAUCUACUAGUAAUACAGAGGCCUCAAGGCCAGAGAACGGGAUCAGAUAUGACGGAUGAGCUGAACAGGGCCUCAGCUGAACCGGAGACGACGAAACCGGAAGAGACUGUGCCGAUUGAAGCAGACGACGUUACUGACGGUGUGGAUAAUGCAGUGGGGAACAACAUGCCUGGAAAGGUGACGCCUGAAUCGCCACCUGAUUGGCUGAAGCCAAUGGAGGAGGAUGAAGAUGAUGGCGGUGAGGGUGUCAAGAGCAGUGAACGGAUCAUUAUGAAGACCAAUGAUGACGUUCCAAAAGUAAAGCGACGCAGAGGUCGGCCUCCGAUUGCCAGAAAUGUUAGACAUGGACUUACUCGUUUAGAUUUCAAGAAAGGAUUGCAUGCAGAUCGCCCUAAAACUAAGACUGUUCGUUCUCUACGGGAAAGAACGCGUUCAAGUCCCACAUCGGGAACGGCCAUUCCUGUCCCAGAUCCACCUCGCACGGCUGAGGUUUUACCCAGAAAACCCCAGCGUAUCAUUCACAAACCUAUCGGCCUGCGCCAUCUAGAUCCAAAAGUAAAGCGACGCAGAGGUCGGCCUCCGAUUGCCAGAAAUGUUAGACAUGGACUUACUCGUUUAGAUUUCAAGAAAGGAUUGCAUGCAGAUCGCCCUAAAACUAAGACUGUUCGUUCUCUACGGGAAAGAACGCGUUCAAGUCCCACAUCGGGAACGGCCAUUCCUGUCCCAGAUCCACCUCGCACGGCUGAGGUUUUACCCAGAAAACCCCAGCGUAUCAUUCACAACUCGACAUCAACAUCUCAAAGACCCCGACUCAUCCCCGUCUCACCUGCAGGGGGCAGCAGCCUCUCCAAGACCCCCAACGCCGAAUUUCACAGCCCUCCGCGCCUCACAAGGGUCUCGCCGCUCAGUAUCGACACAUCGGUGACACGGAAUUUCGUUCACUCUCCAGCUGUAAAAGUGGGUAAUGUUUCCCAACAGAUUGUUUCCUCAACUGAACCUGGGAAAGAUGGGACUGAACCUCCCCUUCGACUCUGGCUUUGUCCUUCUCUGGAGCCCAUUAGCGCUACAAAAACUCAGGAUACGUUCUCAGAUCAGAUUGUAAAUUCACCAAAUUUUCCGGAGACUACACUUAAUGGAACAGUGACCCAAAAGGAAAGUCUUUCUCUGCUCAGUGAAUGUGAAAGCUGUGGCUGCCAAUUUCCUGCUCAGAAGAUCGGAGACAUAAUGUGCUACAGAUGUAGGCCUAAAUCAGACAAGAAGCACUCUCCUCCAAAUAUUGUGUUUAGGAAGGUAUGUACCAUUCUUGAGACUGGGAUAAAACAAAACGUUUAUGUGGCAGAAAUGAAACAACAUCCCAAAUACAAGAAAAUGGUAAAAAUGGAUUUUGUCCCUGAUGGUGAUGAUGAUGAUGAUGAUGAUGAUGAUGACUCGGUUGCGAAGAAACGCAAUCGCAGGAUGUGCCGGCAGUGUGUUGCGUGUCUUCGUGAAGACGACUGUGGCAAAUGCGACUUCUGCAUGGACAAGCCCAAGUUUGGUGGCAGUAACAAGAAAAAGCAGAAAUGCCGCUUACGUCAGUGCAAGUUUCAGUCAAGGCUUCAUGGUCAAAGAGCAAAUAGAAGGAGAAAUGUGAAGCCCAAGCUCAAGAGACGCGGGAGACCGCCGAGAAAACGGAAAUUCAGAAGCAACCCCUGGGAGGAUGAUGAGGAAGUUUCUGAUGAUGAUGAUGAUGAUGACAAAGAAGAUUUGAGGCAUUAUAAGAUGAAUGGCGGGAAAGGAGGAAGGAGGAAAUGGAAUUACAGUUUUAAGGAAGAUGAGGAAGACAUGUUCAUUGAGGCUGUGAUUGAGGAUGACGGACCGUCCAACACAGAGGAGGAUCCUGAUAUUUUGGGCAGUGAGAGGUCAGCGAUGGUGUCUAAUGAGAUGUACUCAAACACGUCUGGACUCAGUACUCAGGGAUUAUACUACAACAUGUCAGGCGUGCCGGCGGCUCCUUAUGUGCUUGGAUCAGUGCCUCUGUGUAACAGCAAUCCAGUGCCGAUGGGUGAGGUUAUCAGCUCUCUGCCGAUGGGGGAUGAUGUGCCUCAGAACGGUUUUCUUCAGUUUGAGAUGGUGAGAGUGGGAUCACCACCGUCACAUUACACAGAAGAAGCUCAGAACACAGAACAGCACGUGUCAGAACCUCAGCAGGAGCCCACGCCGGUGAUCACCCAGAUCUUCAGUCUGGUGGGAGGAGAGAACGACUGUGACCGAGACCAAGGCCUGAUGGAGCUGUUCACUUCCCUAGGCCAGACCGUGCUGCCCGCUCACUGGGUGGGCAUCAUGGCCAAAGGCCCCCCCCUCCAGCUCCUGCAGUGCUCCAAACUCUCCACCAUGGCUGACACGGUGGUCCAGAUCGAGAAGGGCUUCUUCUACCAGGUCAGUGUCCAGAACCAGCCUCUGCUGCUGAUGCACGCCGUCUACUCACGCCACCCUACCUGCCUCGAGUCGAUCGAAGACGUGGUGUCGCUCUUACUGGACUUGGAGGGGCUGGGCGUGUGUCAGGGCUACCAGAACUUCCACAUGGGCUCACCUUGGGAGCCUAGAAUGAGCGUGAGAGCGGCUCUGUGCGAUUUACUCAUUCCCAAGGACGAGGAACAGUGUCCAAAAUGCACACAGCCUGUGGAGGGUUGAGCAGCCGUGCGAGAAUUUACUGUGAGUUUUCGACACAUCUAGUAGUUCGAGAGAAUCUUCCACCAGUUUUUAAGCUUAUAGUGCAGUCAGAGCUGUUUCCGACCUCAUGAUGAAUUGACAUCUAAAAUGGUGCUUCUUAUUUAGUUUAUUUUUUUAGUUUUUUAAGAAAGAAGUUAGUGACACAACCUUCAAAAAAGGACUCGUAAAACACUGAGUUUUACCGAAAUCCCUUCUUAUCGUUGCUUUCUGGUUGGGUUUAGGACAUAAAUACAUUCAGUUCUCAUUUAAACUACCUCUUCAUUAUUUUAUGGACCAAUUUUAACCUUAAACCUCCUACAUGCCCUUAUUGAUUCAGACGUUUGGUGAACAAGUUUAUUGUAGUACAAUGAGAAGUAUGGAAGCGUGUUUCCGCCAUAAGGUAAAAAAAUUUUUUUCUCAAAAAUCAGACUUUUCAGACAGCGAUAUAAAAUCUGAAUUUCAAGAUAUAAAGUCAAUUCUGGGAGGAAAAGUGCAAAUUGUGCAAUCACAAUUGCCGGGAAUUGUGAGAUGAAAAGUCGCUUUUUUAUUUUGUGGCGGAAGCAAAAAAAAACAAUUGCGAGGUGUAAACUGAGAAUUUCGAGAGAAAAAGUCUGAGUUACGAGAUGUAAGCUUGGAAUUGCGAAAAUGAACAUCAGAAUUUAGAUCAGAGUUUAUAUCUCGCAGUUCU
Sinocyclocheilus grahami is the source of this 3502-nucleotide messenger RNA. RefSeq lists its product as uncharacterized. The coding region runs from base 175 to 2796 and encodes 873 amino acids. Gene Ontology annotation, molecular function: zinc ion binding; DNA binding. The record is from RefSeq and is a predicted model, not a curated record. The transcript is spliced from 14 exons. Lineage: Eukaryota; Metazoa; Chordata; Actinopteri; Cypriniformes; Cyprinidae.